GGAAAAGUGAGGGAAGAUACUCCAGGUCCAGGGCAAGCACGUGAGAACGCUCUCCAUAUAUAUAAACUAACACUGGAGCAGGAGACUAUAAAAAUCGAAAGAUUAAAAAGGUAAAAAAGAAAAAAAAGGGGAAAUGAAAUCCGGUUUCAGGUCCAUCGUUGAACGUUUCGAAGAAGAAAGACCGAUCAACGUCACUGAGAAAGCAGCAGCUCUAAGCUCUACUGUGGAGGCGGCCAGGACGAGAGGUUGAAGCCUGAAGCUGCGAAUCACAACCAUUCAAUUUCUCUAGUCUGCGUGAAUGGGCCAGGCAUCUUCGACGGUUGCAGUCUUGAGCCGUCGCGAAUCUAACCAUAGCCACCGGUCUAAAGCCAAAUCAACGGCUCUGAUCUCCCCUAUGCAAGCUGAAGAACCAAGCGACUUUCUUAGUAACGAUGGAGAACCGGACUACAUAUCCGAUCUACCUGACGAGUGCUUGGCUUGCAUUUUCCAGUCGCUUAGCUCCGGCGAUCGCAAACGUUGCUCUUUGGUGUGCCGCCGAUGGCUGAGAAUCGAGGGUCAGAGCCGUCACCGGCUAUCUCUCAACGCCCAAUCAGGUCUCCUCCCAAUGGUACAUGCUCUCUUCUCUCGCUUCGACGCUGUGACAAAACUCGCACUCAAAUGUGACCGCAGAUCCGCAAGCAUCGGCGAUGAAGCGCUUGAAGCGAUUUCAUUUCGGUGCCGGAAUCUCACGCGCCUCAAGCUUCGUUCUUGCCGUGAUGUUACUGACGCCGGCAUGGCAGCUUUUGCAAAUAACUGUAAAGGUUUGAAGAAGCUCUCGUGUGGGUCGUGCACGUUUGGAGCCAAAGGUAUGAACGCAAUCCUUGAUAACUGCGUGGCUCUUGAAGAGUUGUCAGUAAAGCGGCUUCGCGGAAUCACCGAUGGAGCCGCCGCUGAGCCGAUUGGACCAGGUUUGGCCGCAUCUUCGCUCAAAACGAUAUGCUUAAAGGAGCUUUACAAUGGACAGUGUUUUGGUCCGCUUAUAAUUGGGUCAAAGAAUCUCAGAACCUUGAAGCUUUUCAGAUGCUCUGGUGAUUGGGACAAACUUCUUCCAGUGAUUGCGGAUCGAGUAAACUCUAUGAUCGAGAUCCAUCUCGAGAGGCUACAGGUAAGCGAUGUUGGCCUCGCGGCAAUCUCUAAUUGUUUGGAUCUGGAGAUUUUGCACCUUGUCAAAACCCCAGAGUGCACUAAUUUAGGGCUAGUUUCUGUCGCUGAGAGUUGUAAGCUCCUAAGAAAGCUUCAUAUUGAUGGAUGGAAGGCGAAUCGAAUAGGCGAUGAUGGAUUAAUAGCAGUAGCGAAGAAUUGCCCUCGUUUGCAAGAACUGGUGCUGAUUGGAGUCAAUCCUACAAAAAAUAGUCUCGAAAUGUUGGCUUCGAAUUGCCAAAAUCUAGAGCGAUUAGCACUCUGUGGUAGCGAUACCGUCGGUGAUGCAGAGAUUUCUUGUAUCGCUGCCAAAUGUAUAGCAUUGAAAAAACUUUGUGUUAAAAGUUGCCCGAUUUCAGAUCAUGGAAUGGAAGCGCUUGCUGGUGGAUGCCCUAAUUUGGUUAAAGUGAAGGUGAAGAAGUGUCGAGGGGUAACUUAUGAGGGCGCUGAUCGGUUAAAAGCGAGUAGGGAAUCGCUAGCCGUGAAUUUAGAUAGCGGCGAAGCUGAGCAUCAGGAUGCAAGUGCUAGUGAUGGUGGGGCACAGGAAAAUGGAUUUGAAUUUCCUCCAGUGCCUAGCCAAAUAUCACUGCCACCUAUUGCUUCAAGCAACACUGGGCGAUCAACGUCUUUCAAAUCGAGAUUAGGCCUAUUAAGUGGGAGAAGUUUGGUGGCUUGCACUUUGAGAAGGUGGUCAAGCGGUAAUAGUUCGCGAAGUUAAUUUAGAUUGAGGACUGAGAGAAGUUGCAGGGCAGAAAAAUGGGUUCUUGCUCUUGGUCUGUUUGCAUUAUUUUGCAUUGUAUCUGAUUCCAUAUUUUAUGUACUGAAUUUGAUAUUGGCGUGCUGUUUGUUGCCUUUUCAACCGAAUAUUCAUUUGCAAAAA
Hevea brasiliensis (rubber tree) is the source of this 2059-nucleotide messenger RNA. RefSeq names its product F-box protein At1g47056. The transcript has a single exon. Gene Ontology annotation, molecular function: protein binding. Gene Ontology annotation, cellular component: SCF ubiquitin ligase complex. Gene Ontology annotation, biological process: SCF-dependent proteasomal ubiquitin-dependent protein catabolic process. NCBI's taxonomy places the organism in Eukaryota, Viridiplantae, Streptophyta, Magnoliopsida, Malpighiales, Euphorbiaceae. The record is from RefSeq and is a predicted model, not a curated record. Bases 299 to 1897 code for a protein of 532 amino acids.